This is a messenger RNA of Cimex lectularius (bed bug), 2431 nucleotides long. Its product is annotated as meteorin-like protein. Gene Ontology annotation, molecular function: hormone activity. Lineage: Eukaryota; Metazoa; Arthropoda; Insecta; Hemiptera; Cimicidae. The record is from RefSeq and is a predicted model, not a curated record. The coding region runs from base 159 to 1025 and encodes 288 amino acids. The transcript has 5 exons.
GCCUCCAAGCCGAACCAAAAGCUGCCUAGCGCCUUCAGUCGUGAGUGAGCACCAGAUGCUGAACCGUCUGACGUCCGUACCCGUUGAAAAUUUGUGUCGGAUUAAACGCAGUGGUGUGAACGUGAAGUGAUGAUCGACUUCGACGGACAUGCUGGGAUAUGACGGUCGCAACGACUUCUUUUCUCUUCUCCCUCUUCCUCGCUCUCCUCCUCCGACGGAUCGGAGCUCAUCCCGUCGGACAGCAGUGCGACUGGAACGGAAAUGGACUGAGCGGAGGAGAAAAACGCGGCGUCCGUCCCGUGUACCUGCGAUGCAGCGAGGGCAAGGUCGGCUGGAGUUAUCCCGACGGUGCUUUGCGUGUCCUCCUCAGGCUGGGCAGCUCCGGAAGGGACUUCAGAGCCUGCCUCAGGCCGGCCCCGGGCAAGAAGCUACCCGCUUCUAUAUACUUAGAAGGAGUCCGCUCCCUCAACAAGCUCUACUCGCCCCAACAGCCGACCGACAGGCCGCACGUCAGGUGUGUCUUGAGUAGAGGAGGUCAAGUGGCAUUGUACGUGGAAGCCGCCGAGGAGCCCUCUUUGACCAAACAGACGAUUGAAUUCGCCUACGAUCUCCAACCGCUGAAGAAGGGCAGCGUUUACGAUCCAAACGAAGAAUGCAGACCGUGCACUAAAGAGGAGAUGACGCACGCAUUUUGCACAAACGAACUCGUGGUGAGAGGCAUGAUCCAGAGGGUGGAACCGAUCGAGGACACCGACGUUUCCGAGAUCACAGUCAAAGUGACCAAGACCCUCCGGCGGUGGUCGCCCUGGGGCGAGAACGAGGUGUACGACGACGGUGCCGACAAGGAAGUCGUCCAGGUCGGUCGUCACUGCGGUGCUCAACACGGAGGAGGCGAGAUGGUCAUCAUGGCGAGGAGGAAACUGGGCCAGCUCGUGCUCAGCUGCGCGCCACGGCUCUCUGAGUGGAAGGACGUCGUCAGGGAGGCAAAUAUCAUGGAUUCGGCCCAUUGCGUGCUGUCCAGUUAGCCAUCCUUUCACCAACUAGUCUAUUCACUGUCUAGUUUAACCAACUAGACCAAUAUAGUCACUGCCCUUUCCAGGGUUCCUCGCUUAGUCAAGAGCGAACUCAAUACAUUCGAAUUUUCAAAAACGCCCUCGAGUCCUCCCCUCAACAAGCGUUUCUUUCAACAAUUUAUUUUAUAUUAUAUAUUUUUAUAAGGUUAUCAGUUUUUAUUUCUGAAAAAUCAUACUUGGUCUAUUUAAAAAAAAAUCUAAGGAAAUAUAUAAAUUAUUCAUUCCUAAGCACUUUCUAUCAGAUUUAUACAAUGACAUAAACCUUAGCAAAUGUCGUUUCAAGUCUUGAAAAAAAUUUGAGUUGUUUAAGAAUAUUUUAUCAAAUUUAUCUGUUAUAGUAAGCAUCAACAAUCUUUUACAAUUUUAUAUGUACUUAACAAUCGCAACUAAUAGACUGUGCAAUAAAACUCCAUGAUAAAAAUUAUGUAAAAUAAUUGUAUAAAAGAUUGUAAAUAAUGGUCUUGAUAUUUAAAAGAAAAAAGUGCAAUAAUCAAAUUAUUAAAAAAAUUAUUAUUUAAUGUUUAUAGACUUUCACGUUCUUCUUUGGCUUGCUUUGUACUCCACUUUGUGCUAGACGCUUUUUUUAUCUUCCUCGCUUAGAUUUUUCUACUUUACAAUAGGCUUUCGUUUUUUAACGUACUAAUGUGUUUUUUGUUUAUAUAAGCUUCCUUGUUUUUGUACAUUUGUGAAUUCCCAGUGCCAAAUUAUGUUGUUUGUUUUUAUGCAAACUUUCAGUUUGACAAAAAGCAGUGUCUUUGGUGCUUUCUAGUGCUCCCGUUCAGCCUUCAUACGAUCCACACUUUUCCGCGUUUUUUCGAAAAGGAAACAAUUUUUUUUAUAUAUUUAAGCAAAUAAAGCGAAAUGUAGCGACCAUUUCACCUUUUAUAAACAAAUACGAAAACCACACCAUUUUUUUUUUCCUACGCGCACUAUAAUCACCUUGUGUAUAUUAUUUUGCACAUAUCUUUUUUUUUUGUAAUUUAGAUUUUAAUUUCUUGUUAAGCACAAACUUUUCUUUAAAAGCUUGUGCGUUAUAAAUACUGUAAAUAUAAAACUAAAAGAGCUACCAAUGUUUUUAUAAUUUGUUGAUCUCAUAUAAAGAAAAUUUAUUGUAAAUAAUCUCUUUUGUUUAUCGGUAGCAAAAUGGACAAUUUUUAUUUUCUAAACGUAGAUUUCUAAUGUUAAGCUUGUUUAAACAUAGUUUUGUUUAAAAAGAAAAUAUAUGAAAGUAUAAAAAAUGUAGAAGAGGCCAUAUGUAGUUUGUAGAAUGUAUUAUGAAAUUUAAAAAAGAAAAAUGUGAUAUUUUGUAAAUAUUAUGUUAAAAAAGAGAAAGUUACGAUUGAAAUUUAUUUUGUAAU